Messenger RNA from Babesia ovata, 1269 nucleotides. RefSeq names its product zinc finger containing protein 469, putative. The record is from RefSeq and is a predicted model, not a curated record. Lineage: Eukaryota; Apicomplexa; Aconoidasida; Piroplasmida; Babesiidae. The transcript has a single exon. Bases 1 to 1269 code for a protein of 422 amino acids.
AUGCUCUCAGGGCAGGCGUUCCUCACUAUGAACGCAGCAAAAUUAACCGACGGCGCUCAUGAGAACAACGAACAUGGACUAUCGUCCCUCAAUGAUCGUGGAUGGUGGACUAGGCAACGCUCGGAGUGGAGUGCGCAUGCUAAGCGCCGGAGUAGGAACGCCAAAGAUGACAUUAUUAUUGGCGGAAAUAUUGACACUCCGCCCGGAAUACUCCACAGCGCUGAAACUCCGGAGCUACAGGAAUUCACGAAACAAAUGUGGAACGAACAAGUACCCAUCAAUGAGGCCGUUGAACGGCUCAACCUCCUGGACGAUACCCAGAAAGACGGCGUAAUAGACAAUUUUAUGGACGGCACCGAUGCAAUCAAGUCGAAUGGCAAAGAUCUUGGUGGUGCUUCAAACAGAGAAAAUGGCGAUCCUGACGGAAGGAUGCCAGACACAUCGCAGGAACGGUCAGAGACCACAGAGGGUACAUCUGUCGGUCGACCGGAUGUUGGUAACGACACCGCCGAAUCAAACACGCCAAUAGAUUCAAAUCGUUUAAGAGAAGAUUCAAAGGCUGAAGAGGUCAUUGGUUAUGUUGCGCCAGUGGACUACAUCGAUGAAGAGCAGUACCGGAAGGAAACGGAGGAUCACCGACAUAGGGUCGAUGGAGCUGGAGGCGUAGAUGAUGAUGAUGAUGUGUUCGAUUCUGACGACGAACAUCCCACUGGUAUAGAGGAAGUAAAUUAUGCAGCACUCACAGAGAGUGAGCUAGAGCUUGUUCUUACACUCAUCCAAAGCACACUGGAGGACCCAGGGAGCCACGAGGAAAUUCUAAAAGAGUUACUGGCAGGGGAUACGGGAGGGCUGACAGAAGCGCAAUGCAGAGAAUACUUCGACAGGUUCCGGCGAAUCGGUGAUAUCCUCAUAGCUCUCAGCGAGACCGUCGGUAUGAAGCCGUUGGAUACCCGCUGGAUACCUGAAAUACAGAUGCGCAUUAGAGAUUUCAUUUCAGAUAGCGGGCAUGAAGUAUCAUCAAUCCGGUGGACGGAGAGAGACGUGAUAGUAGCACUCAAGGAUGUUGUCGCAGAGGAGAAAGCAGGCAAACUCCACGAGGCACUGGCACAAUACCUGCGUACGGAUGCCGGCGAAGGAUUUUGUCCCGGCAUAAAAAAUGUAGGACUACUGUUGUACACGGAUACCACCGGAAGUUACGACUCGGAGCUAGAAAGCGCUUCGAAAGACAAGAACAAAGGCAUCUCAAAAGGAAGAGGCGGCCCUGUCUAA